Messenger RNA from Canis lupus familiaris (dog), 1427 nucleotides. RefSeq names its product melanoma-associated antigen 10-like. The record is from RefSeq and is a predicted model, not a curated record. Gene Ontology annotation, cellular component: nucleus. Bases 110 to 1177 code for a protein of 355 amino acids. The transcript is spliced from 4 exons. Gene Ontology annotation, biological process: negative regulation of transcription by RNA polymerase II. Lineage: Eukaryota; Metazoa; Chordata; Mammalia; Carnivora; Canidae.
UCUGAGAGAGUGGAGAGACUUAGGCUGGGAGGCGGGAUUGGGGUCCCCAGCGGAGGAAAGGAGGCCAUGCGCGGGCCUAGCAGCAGCCAGGCGAGCAGUCCCAGGACAGAUGGACUCCACAGUGCUUGGCUGCCCCUUGCUGUUCCCCCUGAAAAACCUUUGCAGGGGAUCCAGGAAUUGGGUAAUAGGGCCUUGGCCUCAGUGUAAGACAUGCAUUCUCAGGUCAAAGAGCCGAGGAGGACCGGGCAAUGCCAGGAGUCAAGGCACUACAAAGAUUUCUGCUGCUUCUGGAUCACCAGGUCUUCUCCAGAGUCCUCAGAGAGCCUGCUCCUCCCCCACUGCCAUGGAAGUCACUCCAUCAAUCAGAUCAGAUCAGGGUUCCAGAAGCCAAGAAGAGGAGGAGCCAAACACUUUGCAGGCCCUGCCAGAAACUGUGCUCUUACUUGAAGAUGCCAUAGAUGAUAAGGUAGCUGACCUGGUGGCAUUCCUGCUUCUCAAGUAUAGAACAAAGGAGCUGACCACACAGGCAGAAAUGCUGAAAACUGUCAGCCAAGAUUACCAGGAGCUCUUCCCUGUGAUCUUCAGCCAAGCCUUUGAGUGCAUGCAAUUGGUCUUUGGUGUUGAUGUGAGGGAAGUGGAUUCCAGUGAUCAUGCCUAUGUCUUAGUUACUGCCCUGGGCCUCACCUGCAAUGAGAUGCCAAGCAGUGAGCAGAGUGUGCCCAAGACUGGCCUCUUGAUAAAUAUCCUUGGUGUGAUCUUUAUGGAUGGCAACUGUGCCCCUGAGGAGGAUGUCUGGGAAGUGCUGGGAGUCAUGGGGGUGUACGAUAGUCAGGAGCACUUCAUCUAUGGGGAGCCCAGGGAGCUCCUCACCAAAAUCUGGGUGCAGGAAGGCUACCUGGAGUACUGGCAGGUGGCGGGCAGCGACCCUGCCUGCUACGAGUUCCUGUGGGGUUCCAGGGCCCAUGCUGAAACCAGCAAGAUGAAAAUCUUAGAGUUUUUGGCCAAGGUCAAUGAUACCAUCCCUAGUGCCUUUCCUGUCUGGUAUGAGGAAGCCUUGAGAGAUGAGGAAGUGCGAUCCCAAGCCAGGGUUGCAGCCAGGGAUGUAGUGGGAGGGCCAGGACCAGGGUCCGUUUUAGGGCCAUAUCCAGCAGCUUCUCUUGCUCCAAGGGAAGUCUGAGGCAGUUAUUUCAUUUUGUGUUUGAAGAAAGCAGUCACUGGUAUAAGUGGUAAAGAGGCAGAAUUGGGUUUGGUGGUGGUGGUGGGGUUGGGUGUAUAACAUCUUUGUGUGCUUGUUCCAUAAGAAUGAUUUGGAAUUUCCUCCUUUUGGCAUUUUUCAAAUGUUGCUCCUAUUAAUGGAAGAUUUAAUUAACAUCAAGUACUAAGUUUAUAAAUGACAUUAGUCACAAAUAUAUUGUUACUCCAUUUAA